Messenger RNA from Mesitornis unicolor (brown roatelo), 822 nucleotides. RefSeq names its product WD repeat-containing protein 70-like. Gene Ontology annotation, biological process: regulation of DNA double-strand break processing. The record is from RefSeq and is a predicted model, not a curated record. NCBI's taxonomy places the organism in Eukaryota, Metazoa, Chordata, Aves, Mesitornithiformes, Mesitornithidae. The transcript is spliced from 7 exons. Gene Ontology annotation, molecular function: protein binding. Gene Ontology annotation, cellular component: nucleus; site of double-strand break. The annotation marks the transcript as partial.
ACUGGUGGAUAUGACUACGAUGUUAAAUUUUGGGAUUUUGCUGGAAUGGAUGCUUCUCUCCAAGCUUUUCGUUCACUCCAGCCUUGUGAAUGUCAUCAAAUCAAAUCUCUACAAUAUAGCAGCACAGGAGAUGUCAUUCUCGUUGUCUCUGGUAACUCUCAGGCAAAAGUUCUUGACAGAGAUGGCUUCCCAGUGAUGGAGUGCAUAAAAGGAGACCAAUAUAUUGUGGAUAUGACAAACACAAAGGGUCACACAGCAAUGCUCAAUUCAGGCUGUUGGCAUCCAAAAAUAAAGGAAGAGUUUUUGACAUGUUCUAAUGAUGGAACUGUGAGGACGUGGGAUGUUAACAAUGAGAAAAAGCAUAAAAGCGUAUUUAAACCACGAUCAGUUCAAGGUAAACGGGUGAUUCCUACAAUGUGCACAUACAGCAGAGAUGGCAAACUAAUUGCAGCUGGCUGUCAAGAUGGCUCCAUCCAGAUCUGGGAUAGGAAUAUGAGUGUACACACAAAGUUCCACUGCAGGCAAGCCCAUGCUGCAGGCACCGACACUUCAUGCUUGACAUUUUCCUAUGAUGGCACUGUCCUUGCCAGCCGGGGAGGAGAUGAUACUUUAAAGUUAUGGGAUAUUAGACAAUUUAAAAAGCCUCUUAAUCCAGCCGCAAGACUGCCCAGCUUCUUUCCAAUGACAGAUUGUUGUUUCAGCCCAGAUGAUAAAAUACUUGUCACAGGCACCUCUGUUAAGAAGGGUGGUGGCAGUGGGAAGCUUAUUUUCUUUCACCGGGAGACAUUCCAGAAGUUGUAUGAGAUAGAAGUUACAGAUGCG